Myxocyprinus asiaticus (Chinese sucker) is the source of this 4211-nucleotide messenger RNA. Its product is annotated as ankyrin repeat and SOCS box protein 8-like. The transcript is spliced from 4 exons. Bases 291 to 1160 code for a protein of 289 amino acids. Lineage: Eukaryota; Metazoa; Chordata; Actinopteri; Cypriniformes; Catostomidae. Gene Ontology annotation, molecular function: protein binding. The record is from RefSeq and is a predicted model, not a curated record. Gene Ontology annotation, biological process: intracellular signal transduction.
UUGAUUUUAAAUAUGUUCGUUACUUGUAAUCUUGACCAAAGGUUAUGGAGAUUUCGGUCUUUCCACAUUCCAGUAGACUGGAGCUGUCCUUUUAGGCCGCUUGUCUCCAUAGAAAGUAGCUGGCCGGGAGCGGUCCCAAGAUUGCCGCCAAGUGGACUGAUUUGCCUUGAAAGCAACUUUGUUGACAUUCCCUCAGCACCGAGCCCAUCAUGUCUAAAAUGGUCAUGAACAACGCCUUCUUAUCGAGGUGUGGUGUCACCCGUUCUGGGUGAAAUGUUCUUUAGUUCCACAUGAGCUCUACUAUGUGGUACAUAAUGCAGAGUAUUCAGAGCAAAUACUCACUGUCGGAAAGGCUCAUUCGAACCAUAGCUGCCAUUCGCUCCUUCCCACAUGAUAAUGUGGAAGAUCUUAUACGCAGGGGGGCAGAUGUCAAUAGGAUGCAUGGCACACUGAAGCCUCUACAUUGUGCCUGCAUGGUGGCUGAUGCUGAUUGUGUGGAGCUUUUGCUGGAGAAAGGUGCAGAGGUUAAUGCCUUGGAUGGUUAUAACCGCACUGCACUGCAUUAUGCUGCAGAGAAGGAUGAAGGUUGUGUGGAGCUGCUGCUGGAAUACGGGGCCCAGCCAAAUGCACUGGACGGCAACAAGGAUACCCCACUGCACUGGGCUGCCUUUAAAGAUAACCCUGAGUGUGUACGAGCUCUGCUGGAGAGUGGUGCCUGCCCCAAUGUUCGCGAUUACAACAACGACACACCCCUUAGUUGGGCAGCCAUGAAGGGCAACCUGGAGAGCGUGCGUGUGCUGCUAGAGUAUGGUGCUCAAGUGCAUGUCACCAACCUAAAGGGCCAGACGCCCAUAUCCCGGCUGGUGGCGCUGCUGGCUCGGGGCCUGGGCACGGAACAGGAGGAAGAGUGCCUUGAGCUGCUUUGCCGUGCCGCGGGGCGGUUCGAGAUCCGCAGGGCAGAUGGCUCCUUACCACGUGAGCUCAGUAAGGAUCCUCAGUUACUGGCUCGACUCACUAGUUUGGUAGCCCAGCCACCUACGUUGCGAGCACUGGCACGCUGUGCUGUGCGCAGUAGCCUGGGAGUGCAGUUCCUCCCCACUGCCGUCAAACAGCUUCCCCUUCCAGAGUCAGUUAAAGAAUAUGUGCUCCUCAGAGACUGAGGGCAGGGUAGGUGAGGAAGAGUGAAGACUCCUUAAUAGUAGAUGUCAUCUGUGUAUGUGAACAAGUGAUUGUAUUCUGUUGUAAUCAGACUGCAAUCUGAAGUGUGUGUCCAUAUACAGUGAGUGAAUAAUGGAGGAAAUUAUUAUAUUUUCUUUUUUGUUGCUAUAAUAUCAUCAAACACAUUCAGACUUGGGUUGCAGUACGAUCAAGUGAUGCAGAGAAGUACCAAUCUGGUAGGACAGAGAUACACGGUAAUACUGAGAUGCCAGAAAUGUAUGAACCUGUUAUGUUGUUAACAUCUCUGCUCAAACUCAUAAAUAUAUGUAAAAUCUUCUAAUUGUAAAAACAAGAAAAUAAUUGACUACUGUUAUUUACCAGUUAAUCAUAUGGAAACAAAAUAAUUAUAAACACUUUAACAUAGCACUUAAGUUAUAAUCCUAUAUAAAGUUUGUGUUGCAAACGUCUAAAAAAAGUUUUUUUGUUAAUGUGUGCAGUAGUAUUUGAUUAUUUUUAAAACAUAGUUAUUUAUACCUUUUGCUCAGUUUUAAAGUCAAAUAAAUAGUCAUUUUUAUGUUCAGUUAUUUUAUGAGGUAUCCCAGUCAUCAAAUAUGAAUCCAUCCUGAAAGGCUUUGGAAAAUGAAAAAUGUGGUAAACCGGGCACAAAAGGCUAAUUAUAUUUGUGGUGUAUUGUCACUUUGAAACAGGACCAUGAAAAAACACUUCUAUAAUGGCAUCUAUUUCUGUCCAUCUACCACUUUAAUAAACAAGUUCAUCAUAAAUAUUUCUCAAUGAUACUUCCACUACUACCUGAUUUAGAGUGUUUGAAUGAUCUUUGGUGCUAAUGAUUGCAGAAAAUGAGCUGUGAUUCUAAGUUUGAGAUGAAAAUAUAGCAGACCUUAACAAGAAUUUUCUGUGUCGAUAUUGGGAAUGUUCAAUUCACAAAGUGUUUCACCUGCGGUUUGUCAUGUUAGCUUGAUCAUUCCAAUUUUUGGCAGACAAUGAGGGGGAUGUCUAAAAGGAAUUAAGGUCAACGCUUGUAUCACAUCUUGUAAAACUCAAAUAUUUUUUUUCAACUCUGUUUUCAUUUUGCUGUUGUCAUAUUGCUUGAUUAAGAAGGAUGAAGUGCUUACAUCUGAACUAGUUUCAUGCAUGCAGACUUACAAGCAAAAGCCUCCAUGCAUUGUGCAAGCGUAUUUGCUACAGUUAUUUCUCAAACUAAAUGAAUCGUGAACGUUAUGAUAAAGAGAGCACGUGUGCGUGUGCGUGUGUGUGCGUGUGGCGUGCAGGUUUUACUAUUUGGUCCCCACAAGGAUAGUAAAACCUGAGAUCACCUACGUUGUGAGGACCAGCCAGUGGUCCUCACAAGGGAAAUGGCAUAUUAAAUGAUGUUUUAUUGAAAAUGUAAAAAUGCAAAAAGGUUUCUGUGAGGUUUAGGGGAUAGAAUCUAUAGUUUGUACAGUAUAAAAAUCAUUAUGUCUAUGGAGGGUCCUCAUAAGGAUAGCUAAACCAACGUGUGUGUGUGUGUGUGUGUGUGUGUGUGUGUGUGUGUUUUGGUUUUGUUUUGUUUUUUUUGUUUUUUUUUUUCAAAUAUGGACCAGUAGAGGGCGAUAGAAUACUACAUGACAUAAAAUAGUCGUAAAAGCAGUAGAAUUACCAUAAGAACCACUGCCCAUAGGAAUGUUUUUGUGCAAUUGUUUUUUUUUUUUUUUUUUUUUUUUUUGGCCAUUUUGCCUUGUUAAAAAAUACAAUAAUGUAUAUAUAGAUUUUAUAUAUAUUCCCUGAAGGACCAAUAUGUGAAUAGUAUAUAUACACGUGUAUAUAUACAGCACUGUCCAAAAGUUUUAGGCAGUUCUCAAAAAUAAUUCCAUGAAUAUUUUUUAUCAAUUAACUAAUUAACUAAGUCCAGUAAACAUAAAACAAACUAAACAAAUAUUUUUUGUGACCACCCUUUGCAUUUAAAACAGCACCAAUUCACCUAUGUACACUUGUGCACAGUUAAGUUCAAGGUUGUUGUCAGAUGGGUUUUUCCAGGCAUUUCGAAGGACUUGCCACAGAUCUAUGCAUUUAGACUGUAUCGAUUGUUUCUGUCUCUUCAUGCAAUCCCAGACUGACUCAAUGAGAUCCAGGCUCUGUGGGGGCAAUGCCAUCUGUUGCAGGGCUCCCUGUUCUACUAUUUGCUAAAGGAAUGUUUGGGAAUCUAAAGCUGAUAUUUCCUAUUAAUACACUGAAGCAGAAGAUAUAAAAUAACCAUCUUAAGACAAAUGAUUUUGUGAAACAUCGAAUGUGCCAAAAACUUUUGCAAAGUACUGUAUAUAUAUAAUAUUAUGUCAUACUGGCUCUUCAGGAAUGAGUCAGAAUAAAAAUCAUCCUAGUUAUAAUUACCUAUAUAUUACUUAUAAUUACUUAAUGGCCAAACAAACAUCUUAUGACACCAUUAAUUACUAACACUAUAUUAUACUGAUUAAUUUCCCUCAGCAGCAAAACAUUUAUAUUUGAUUGUUGCUUACAUUUCCUGUAUGUUUUUUAUAUUGAAAAAACCACACUUCUCGAGUUUUUGAAUAGGACAUUGAAAAAGAGCACUUUUUUUUUUAUUGUAUACAUACAUUUUUCAAUUAUUUUGUUCAGCAUGUAAUGUUUGUUUUCCAUCAUGCUUUAUUUAAACUCGUGUCCACAGGAUGUCCUCUUAAAGAGAAUUUAAAUCAGUCAGGAAGGAAACUACAGUAGGACUGAAUAAAGGCCCUCUACAACAAUCUUCCUUUGUUUUCAAAGCCAUCACCAAUCACCUUCAGUUUUCUGUCAGUGCUAUAUUAUUGCUUUAGUUUUACUAAUCUGAUCAUAUAUAUUAAAACCCCAAAAUAAUAUGUACAUAACAAAACUAGGAGUUUACAAUCAGUAGCAGAGGACUGCAUGACAAACAACUAAAGAUAGGGGUAAAGCCAAUAAGUAUGUAUGGUCUUUGGGGCUGAAUGAAUAAUUAAAAACAUUUCUUCCUUUGCCUUUUCUAUAACUAAUUUAUGUCAGAAUAAUAAAAAAGUCUGUAAAUAGAGAAA